UCUUUGUAUUUAAUCAUGCCGAGAAAGUCAUCAAAAAAGGCAGCGAAGAACCGAACUGAUUCUUUAUCUCCCGGUCCGACUACUAUCGUCGAGGACGAGGAAUUGGUUACAUUGGCGGCCGUGAAAAAUCUUCUGGCCGUCCAGGAAUCCAUGAUGAGAUCCGUAUUUGAAUCAAUGGUAUCGCAGAUAUGUAGCCGGGUCGAUGACCUGGUAGAGAAGGUUUCGGGCCUAAAGGCAAGCCUUGAGUUCACUCAGAGUGAGGUUGAACGCUUUGGGCCUAUCAACAAGAAAGUUAAAGAGACUGACAGCGAGGUUGUUAAAGUAAAGGACGCUCUCGAGUAUCUCGAGAACCAGUCGAGACGUAAUAAUAUACGUGUGUCCGGAAUACCCGAAAGUCCAGGAGAGUCGUGGGCCGAUUCAGAAGCUAAAGUGAAAGAGGCGAUCCAGACGAAGCUUGGUUUGGAGAUUGAGAUCGAAAGGGCGCACCGCGUAGAAAGGAAAAAGGCAAAGGGCAGAUCCUUGACGCAGUCGGAGAAAGAGAGGCCGAGGACGAUUGUCUGUAAACUCAAGGACUGGAAGACGAAGGAGGCGGUUGUGAGAAAGGCCAGGAUUGACAAGCCGGCGGGUCUCUACGUUGCAGAAGACCUUGCAAGGGCUACACUUCUUAAGAGGGAAGCUAAAAUCGAAGAGAUGAAGAAGGCGAGAGCUGAAGGGAAGAGGGCUUACUUCAUACUAGACCGCCUAAUUAUUAGAGAUCAGAAACAGGAUGCAGCCGAAGGUAAAAUCCAGGCAGCCGGCAGCGGAUAGUGUGAUAAGUAAUCUGAAUAUUCCUUUAGCUAACGUUUUGCCUUUUUGUCAUUUAUCGGAUGAAGAUUUUCAAUCAGCGCUUUUUGAACAGCAAAAUGGCGUAAUUAGAUUCGAUCAUGAUCGAUUAGAAAAUCUUAAAUUCAACCCCUUACUUUCUGAAACAAACAAGCAACUUAGCUUAUGCGUUAAUAACGAUCCCGAUGCAAAUUUCUAUUCGUCGUUUACAUGUGACUACUACAUCGAGGAUCAAUUUAACGAAUUAGUGAAUAGUAAGACGGAAAAGGGGUUGUCUAUUUUACAUUUGAAUACCCGAAGUUUGUCCGGUAAUUUUGAUAAGGUAACCAAUUUACUGUCAACACUGAAUUUAACUUUCUCAAUGAUAGGAAUUAGUGAGACUUGGCUAAAAAAUGUUUGUCAUUCUUGUGACAUUCCAGGCUACAAUUAUGUUCAUGAACCACGCAAAGGCAGAACUGGGGGAGGUGUUGGCUUGUAUCUAAAACAGGAAUUCGAGUUUAAAUGCCGCCCGGAAAUAUGUUUUCUGAUACCUGCGCGGAAUCCUUAUUUGUUGAAAUAACUCGUCAAAAGGAAAGAAACAUUAUUGUUGGCGUUGUCUAUAGACCGCCAGAAAAAGACGUACAAGAAUUUUGUGAUGAACUAGAUCAAAUUCUUUUAGCCAUCUCUAAAAAUAACAAGUUGUGUAUAUUAAUGGCCGAUUGGAAUUUGGACCUAAUGAAGCAUGAUACCCAUCGUUUAACUGCUGAAUUUUUGGACAUAAUGUAUUCUAAAAUGUUUUUCCUUUGAUAACGCGCCCAACAAGAAUAACUUCUCAUACCGCUACACUUCUUGACAAUAUCUUUAUUAACGACCACAAUAGUUUCAGUAAAAGCGGGGUAUUGUUUUCGGAUGUAUCUGAUCACUUACCAGUUUUUACUUUACUUUCAGAAAAUAUUAAUGUUGUUGAUCACAAACAAUGGACAUUUUAUAGAGAAAAAUCCGCCACCAGCAAGGCGAAAUUUAGAUCUGAACUAGAAAUGCACAGUUGGGAUCAUAUCCCUGAUGAUGAUCCUUGUAGUGCUUAUAGCAAUUUCCUAGAUACGUUUACGACGAUUUAUAACAAUUGUUUUCCAUUAAAAAAAGUAAAAACAAAGAAAAGCAUUACAAGGAAGCCUUGGUUAACUAAAGGUCUCCUGAGGUCAAUCAAGAAAAAAAAUAACUUAUAUAGGCAAUUCUUAUGCUCUCCAACAUUACGUCACGAACAUCAAUAUAAGAAGUUUAGAAAUAAGCUUAAUCACAUACUUAAAAUAGCAAAGCGUGAUUAUUAUGACAAAAAACUAUCCGUAUACAAAUCCGACGUUAAAAAAACGUGGAGAAUUCUUAAUGAAGUUAUUAAUCGCCGUCAAAGUAAUUCACGUUUGCCUUCUAUAUUUAAGGUUGCCGGCCGUGAAGUCAGCGAUCCGAUGGAGAUUGCAAAUGGUUUUUGUGAUUAUUUCACAAAUCUUGGUCCCUCGUUAGCGGAGAAAGUAACAUCUUCUGACAAAUGUUUCUCUAGUUUUCUGAAUAAUAAUAUUCUUAAUUCAAUAUUUUUUUCUGAUACUGAUCACCAAGAAAUCAUUGAGAUCUGCUCAAGCCUUCGUCCUGGCACAGCUGCUGGGUUUGAUAAUAUCCACAUGGAUAUUAUAAAGCCAAAUAUUGAUAUCAUUUCCAAACCAAUAGCUGAUAUUAUCAAUUUAUCUACUCGGUCUGGUAUAGUCCCAAAGAAGUUAAAAGUGGCACGCGUUUUACCACUGUUUAAGACUGGUGAUCAGGCUUUUUAUGCAAACUAUAGACCUGUAUCCGUCUUACCAGUUUUUUCGAAAUUUUUCGAGAAAGUUGUAUAUAAACGGUUAUAUAAUUUCCUGAUUAAAUAUGAUAUUCUAUCAAAUAACCAAUAUGGUUUUAGAAAGAACCAUUCGACAGCUCUUGCACUUCUUCAUUUAUACGAUACUCUAUCUAGUGCUAUUGAUUAUAAAAAAUAUACUCUAGGCGUUUUUAUUGAUCUGUCAAAGGCGUUUGACACAGUCAAUCAUGGCAUUUUACUAGCGAAAUUGCAUAACUAUGGAAUACGUGGAACUCCUCUCGCAUGGUUUGAAAGUUAUCUUUCAGAUAGAGAGCAGUUUGUAAAUUUUAAUGGCGUUUCUUCUUGUCGUAAAUUAGUGAAGUGCGGUGUCCCACAAGGCAGCGUGCUCGGGCCGCUUCUCUUUCUGAUUUAUAUCAAUGAUAUAUGUAGCGUUUCAACCGCCUUAGACAUUCUUUUAUUUGCUGAUGAUACAAGUAUAUUUUUCUCCCAUAAAAACAUAGACUCAUUAUGUCUCACAAUCAAUAAUGAACUUACCAAAUUAACAGAUUGGUUUUGUGCAAACAAGUUAUCUA
Nematostella vectensis (starlet sea anemone) is the source of this 3216-nucleotide messenger RNA. RefSeq lists its product as uncharacterized. The coding region runs from base 16 to 807 and encodes 263 amino acids. Gene Ontology annotation, cellular component: ribonucleoprotein complex. NCBI's taxonomy places the organism in Eukaryota, Metazoa, Cnidaria, Anthozoa, Actiniaria, Edwardsiidae. The record is from RefSeq and is a predicted model, not a curated record. The transcript has a single exon. Gene Ontology annotation, biological process: retrotransposition. Gene Ontology annotation, molecular function: single-stranded RNA binding.